AUGGUUCUUGCGUGCAGUCGGAAGGAAGUUCAGUUGAAAGCCUACACCCUGAGGUAACUGGAUCAUUAUAGAAUUAUGCUGCGUGAUGAUUAGAUUUACAACCAUACUUAAUUAAUCUUUUCGGAACGAGAACGCAUUUCGGUUCGAAUCCCACCGAGGCGCCGGAGUUUUCGCAGUUGGGUCAAUAUAAAUUUUUUAAAAUCUACCAAAACAUCUAUGAAAUAUCCUUUUGAAAACAAGCAUGUACAGCAGAAUUUAUUGGGGCCAAUAAAUUUCGUGACGGCUUUUCAAUUGCAGCCCGUCUCUGCAUAACAUAGGUAACGAAUGAAUGCGCACAGCAGUAUGAAUUUGUACAGAAUGGCAGUGCAUAAGAGCAAGGUCAAAGUUCAAGGCAAUGAAUAAUCAGAUAAGACGUCCACAUAAGCAUCAUAUAGGCAAGAGGGAGACGAAAUGUUAACAACAAAUCACAGUCAGGGGAAACUAGAGGUGUGAGAUUACCAGGGCAAUUGCAGAUUGAUCACAUGAUCUAACUGCUUGCACAGGUCUGGUUUCUCCCUCCGUAUGUAAGCUGCUUCCAAAUAACGCAAGGUUCGAGUUGUAUGCGCUCGGACAAGUACUCGAAAAGAUGCUUUAGGGUCGACAACUUGACCGCUAUCUAACAGGUGUUUCGUUAUAGACGAACGGGGGCUUUUGUUUUCCUGUUUGAAAAGCCAAUUAGGCAAAUGCUCAGCGGCCCUGGUUGCCAAUUGCCUUUGCGUUCGCCCAAUGUACUUGCAUCCGCAAGUGCAUGUGAAUUCAACACACAAUUUGGGGUGGCGUGCAUUGGCAAGGCAUCCUUUGCCCGGUUAAUUGGAAGGCUUUUUGUGGAACUGAUGAAGAUAAGCUCUGCUGCGUUGUACGUUCUUUCUAUAGUGCAACGCAAGCGUCGCUUGAUUGUGUUUGAGACGUUGUCACCCUUAAAAGGUAGACAUAUUAUAACGGUCUUCUUCGGAACGGACUGUUCCGUCAACUUUGGCCGUAAAUGGUUGCUGUACUUCUGAAUGAAGCGUGCAGGAAAACCACAAUUAUGUAAGGCUUCUUUGAUUCGGGCAGUUUCUAUAUUUAUGGAUUACGUUUCCAUUGUAUUGGCGCAAAGCUUUUAAAAUGUAAGUAUUGCUCUUUCCACGUAAUCUUGUGGAAGACGGAGCGUCUUAUUGAACCAUCAUCCUCUCUAAACAUGAGGACGUCCAGGAAGGGUAACUUGCUAAACUGCUCCAUUUUCAUCGUAAAUUUGAUUUUAGGAUGCAGAUUAUUCAUCAGGCAAAGUAAGUCGGAGGCGUCUUCCUUGUUGUCAACAAUCGUGAAUAUAUCAUCAACGUAUCUCCUGUAUAAUGUUGUCAUGUUUAAUUCUGAUGACACCUUUUCUUCUAGGUAACCCAUAAAAACAUCGGCGAGGGUUGGCCCGAGUGCACUGCCCAUUGCGACUCCGUCAAUUUGUCUGUAAAGUUUCCCAUUAAACAGAAAUUGAACAUCUUUGGUGCAAAGUACUAGCAGAUUUCGUAGUAGUUCGGGGGAUAGUCGGGUUUUGGACGCAUGGGCGCAUAUGAUAUCUAUUGUUUCAUCCAAUGGUACAUUGGUAAAUAAGGAUUCCACGUCUAAAGAGAUUAUACCCUUGUCAGCAAUGUUCUGGUCCUUAAUUUCUUCAAUGAAAUGAAGACUGUCUUUUAUCGUGUAGGUGGAAAACAAUUAUCGAAUUGGUUUUGGCCCCUUGAAAAGCCAUUUUGCUAGUCUGUGGGUAGGUUAAUGUUCAUGAAACAUACGUGUAUCAUGCAAAGGAAGACAAGAGAUUCAUACCGUUUUAAACUAAGGAAGUGAUUGUGCAAAAAGUCUACGGACGACUAUUUCCCUCUGAGUACAGAUAAAACUAUCCUUAAUUUGUCUGACAUCAAACGUUAUAAGCUACAAGCAGAGGCUUUAUCACUAGGACUUGACUUUUACAUUCCAAACAGGAGAUUAAACUCAGUUGAAAUUGAGGCUCAGUUUGAAGACUUGAAUUCUCAACUUAUGACAAUGUUAUCAAAAGUGUGGUCGGUCUAUGGCGAUUGUUCCACUACAAUCGUAAGGUAUGCACAGUGAGCCAUUUGCGACUAAGCCGUAGUAUGUUAUGGCUGAAUAAGCCGAAGACGUUCGAAUGGUGGCACUCGUCGGACGUAAUAACCUCCAGCAUGGAUGUUAAGCAGUCGUUUGGUCUGCAAUGUUCGCUCUCUGACUGCGCCAAAGGAAUGCCAGUAUGUACGAUAACACAUAUCGGCUGCUGUGCUCGCACUUCAGCAAUGGAUGCAUAUCGCGUGCUCUACACUUUAUCCACUGCGAUCCUAUCCCAACUGUCCUAAAGUAAACUGCCAUUCGUUGCAAAAGGAAGGUAGGGUCUGAGACGAUGGUUUGGCAACUCUCUAUAGCUAUUGUGUAGGUCUUGGUUUUGUGGUUUGCCGUUUCAUGCGAUUGAACGCUUGAGUGCUCCCGUACUGUCAAUGCCAACGCCCCGAAUGUGUCCAUGCUUAGCGGCUGUGUAUGUGUAGGUUUUGAUAAUCGAAGUCAGUCAGCAUGUGGACUGAAGGUCAGACCGACUUCCGCGGUCGUAAUUCGGCAAUGGAAACCUAUCUCAAUGUUGGUAAUAGCAGGGAUGGUCUACAGCUAUCGUUAAGCAAAUAUGCCGCUAUUGAUUAAGCUACACACGGACUGGUGCUGUCGCUGGUAACCUCAAGAGUCGUUGCUGGUGAUUGGCAAACCCGGAUGACAAAACCUACUCAAAUAGAUAGAGUAGGUAUUAUUUCUUGGUUGAGAGGAUUUUUUAGGUGCCAUCUCCCAAUGGUUACCUCUACCACCUGGCCCGCUUUAGGGACAAAGAAAUACGUUUCAACGAUGAGACACAAACUCGCCUCACUGCUGACACCCCCCCCUCCCACCCAAGUUCUCUCAACCUGAGAACCAGGCUAUAGUUCCUUCCCUUCAUUCGGUAUGGUUAGACACCUUCAAUCAUCUCAGUCUCUCACCAUUACCCAUUUUAUUGUUUGAUUUUUACUUUUCUCUGCCUUCAGUGACAUACAGUGCGCUGCCAACUUUGACUUCCCUAAGGAACGCAUCUGGUUGCACUUGUUCAUUCAGCCCUACGGAGAGGUGGUUUCUUCAUUCUUGAGAUCCUAUGCGACAGGACUCUACAAUCUCUGUUCCCUCUCUUGGUUAUUUCGUUUUUUAAAUCGCGUGGCACAAUGGGGACCUGUUCUUACGCGCUUCAUUAAGGUGGGCAAAAAGUGUCGUGGUUCGCAAAGUAUUCUUGGAGGGGAGUUCUUCUGAUCUCUCCACUCUAAAGUGAACAGGCAUUUUGACAGGUUUGUAUUCGUGGAUUAAGUGUAGUCAUUCGAUCCCCGGGUGCUUUAAAUAACAACCUCAGAAGUGAAACUCAUAUAACCACUCCUAAGUAAUAGCAGUAACCCUAACCGUAGGCCAGCGUUAAGCCUAACGAGAACGCCUACGAUCAACGUAGCUGAAAAGAAGCAGAUGCGAUCGCCGGAGCAAAAACCUUAUUUACCUGACGUUUUGGGUUCGCCCUCCAACCUAUCAUGCAUAGGAAGUCUCAGUAUUCAUAUGAUGCGAUUGCUGUGUUACUGCAUACUUAUGGCAGCUAACUCCCCCCUUGUUGUCAGUUACUUAAAUUCAAUCAUCCAUGUUGGAUGUUGAUAUGAUGAUGGCUCAGCCAUCACGCUCACCGGAUUACGCGCUGCCCAAUUGGCCAAUUACUCUGCGCAGAGUAUGCGAUCGGGUACCAUGAAUCGCAACUCAAGCAGAUCGCGGCCCACGCGAUUAUCACCUCCCGCGAGAAUUUCAGCCUCCACGAAGUUGAAUACGUGGCCAGGUCUCGUAGGUGUAACUUUAAUCCCAACCGUAACGUAAGUACGAAAUUAGAGCUCAGUUUAACGCUACCCUGUUCUUUAUAGGAAGUGGAUAUAAGAAAUUAACUGCAAACUUGGAGUAGACCGGCAUAUGCUAAGGUCUUUAGGCGCAGACCGAAAUUUGACGUAUAAAUAUUUGGGCCAAAGUCCAUCAGCCACCUCGGGAUAACUGCCUAAUAUCCAUUAACUGCCAACAGACACUUAGUAGUAUGUUCUAAUGUUAUAAGAUACCAUACUAUUUGAAGACGAAGACAGGCUCUCUGGAAGAGGUUUAUUUAAGUGCUGAAGUUUCAAAGAGCUGAAUCGGCUUGUGCUGAAGUACUUGACUACUUGACCUUUGACAAUCUUGUCACGUUUGUUUUACUGUAGCAUUUGUUUUAACGUGACGAAUACUCCGCCGCUUAUAAGCUUCGCGCCGCUUGCGUGCUCUCUGGUCAGGUCGUUGCGCAUUUUGAAUAUUAACUUUAUUCACUUACUGGCCUUCCUUACGUCUCUCCGUUUAUGGGGUUAGUAAGACGUAGUUCGUUAGUUCGCGGGAACGACAUAACUUACGUCAUUGGUGACUCCCGACGUUAGCGCAGACUUAAGUUCUUUCCUUCUGUAACAUUUAAUGACAUUUAACGUCCUGUAUUUAUUUGCUAAAUUUAAGUUCAUUUACAUUUCCCGCUAACCUUUUCACGAUAUUUUGCUACCUAUAUUUUGCUUAUUAUCUCUUCCUCAACUAAACAACCUGACGUUCCUGCCGAGUCUGUUCAUGCCGUUCAUGUCACUGCCUGAUUUCUGGCAACACGCCCCUGAACUUUAUUUUAUCCGCAUUGAGUCAGCCUUUUACUCCGCCAACAUUACGAAGGAGUUGUCGAAAUACCACAGACUUGUGGAGGUUCUCCCUGCCAAUAUUAUCUCACAAGUUCAACCCUUGUUAGUGAAACCCCUGCAGACGCUCCCUAUUCUGCUCUGAAGGCAGAAAUCCUACGUCUCAAUGCUGUAUCUGACCGACAACGCUACCACCAGUUGAUCAAGGAGGAAUCACUGGGCGACCGAAAGCCCUCAGAACUUCUCCGACGAAUGCGUACUCUCUUAGGAGACAUGCAGGUCGACGAGAAACUCGUUAAAGAGAUGUUUCUAGAGCAGCUGCCUGCAGAUGUCCAAACGAUUUCGGCAUCCGGCUCGCAAGACCUUACACUUUCACAUCUUGCUGAAAUGACAGACCGACUGGUGGAGGUUCAACAGUUCCAGCCACCUUCCGUUGCUCAGAUUUUUACAUCCUCUUCAACGGUUAACGAGCAGUUACUGCAACAGAUGUCGGCUAUGGCGAAUGAGAUAGCCUCCCUAAAACUACAGCUUGCUCGCAUUACCUGUAGUCGCUCACCCAGCCGUCAUCGUUCACGUUCGCGACCUCGCACAGCCAAUUUGUCUUGGCAUCACGCAAACUUUGUCGCCAAGGAUCGCAAAUGUUCUUCCCCUUGUUCAUUUAAACCGAAACAGGGAAACCAGCCAGCCAGAGAACAGACGCGACCGUUUUCUCUGGCUCUCCCAGCUCUGGUCGCACCUUUUAUGUCUGCGGGCGUUUCCUGGUGGACACCGGAGCCCAGAUCAGCGUGGUUCUCCCCACUCCAGUUGACCGCCGCUGUCCCAGCCCUGGUCUACAUCUCCAGUCUGCAAACUGUUCCCCCAUUUCCACUUUUGGUAGUCGUUCGCUAA
Messenger RNA from Spirometra erinaceieuropaei, 5630 nucleotides. The record is from the annotation of a GenBank genome assembly. NCBI's taxonomy places the organism in Eukaryota, Metazoa, Platyhelminthes, Cestoda, Diphyllobothriidea, Diphyllobothriidae.